AACCGCCCCGGCAGCCUGGACCUCCCUCUCUGCUGGGUCCUGAGAGGGACACGAGGAGCUUCUGCACCCACUGCUGCACUCUUCUGUGGGACUAAUGAGAGGGAAGCAGGGAGUGUGAUGAUAUACACCGUGUAUUCACAUGAGAGAAGUGAACAAAGCCAGCAGUGAAGAUGAAAAGACACUGGAAAAUUACAGCUUUCUUUUACGUGUGUAGUUUUUUGUGGUCUUUCGUCUCAGCAACCAUCCAGCACCAAUCAAGACUACCAGUCAUUCUGGGUGCCAGUCACAGAAUUGAGCUCUGCCCAACAAUCAGGAUUGGUCAAGAUGACUUACCAGGCUUUGACCUGAUUUCUCAGUUCCAAAUAGAAAAAGCUGCUUCCCAAGGAGUUAUUGAGAGAGUAGUGGGCUCCACUUCUCUACAAGUGGCUUAUAAAUUGGGACCCAAUGUAGACUUCAGGAUACCAACCAGUGCUAUAUAUUCCAACGGAUUGCCUGACGAAUAUUCCUUUCUAACUACUUUUCGGAUGACUGGGGCCACACUUCAGAAAUACUGGACUAUUUGGCAGAUUCAGGACUUUUCAGGAAAAGAACAAGUUGGAGUGAAUCUUAAUGGUCAAAUGAAAAGUGUUGAGUUUUCUUAUAAAGGAGCAGAUGGAAUACUCCAAACGGCAUCAUUUUUGCAUUUGCCUUUCUUAUUUGACUCCCAAUGGCACAAGCUUAUGAUAAUUGUGGAGGCAAACAGCGUCACACUCUUUAUUGACUGUAUUAAAAUAGAAACCUUAAGCAUAAAACCAAAAGGGAAAAUCAGCAUUGACGGCUUUGCUUUGCUUGGAAAACUUAAAAAUAAUCCUCAAAUUUCAGUUCCGUUCGAAAUCCAGUGGAUGGUGAUUCACUGCGACCCCCUGCGGCCCCAGCGCGAAGGCUGCGGAGAGCUGCCUGCCCGGAUAAGCCAGACGGUAAUCGAGAGAGGCCCCCCUGGUCCACCAGGCCCCCCAGGUCCACCAGGGCCACCAGGAGUUCCCGGUAUUGAUGGAAUUGAUGGGGAGAGAGGUCCAAGUGGCCCCCCUGGUCCACCGGGUCCAGAUGGGGAUGCAGGCAAACCAGGAUCCCCCGGGUUGCCUGGAGAACCAGGAGCUGAUGGAUUCACGGGACCUGAUGGCUCACGUGGAGCCCCAGGACCAAAAGGACAGAAGGGUGAGCCAGGACUGCCAGGUGCUCGUGGACUUCCAGGCAAGGGGAUUCUUGGGCCACCUGGUCCAGCUGGUGCAGCGGGACUUCCCGGGGAAGUAGGCCGUGCUGGUCCACCUGGAGAUCCAGGAAAAAGAGGUCCACGAGGGCCACCAGGACCACCAGGUCCUCCG
Messenger RNA from Empidonax traillii (willow flycatcher), 1361 nucleotides. RefSeq names its product collagen type IX alpha 1 chain (gene COL9A1). The transcript has 15 exons. The annotation marks the transcript as partial. The record is from RefSeq and is a predicted model, not a curated record. Lineage: Eukaryota; Metazoa; Chordata; Aves; Passeriformes; Tyrannidae.